Molecule: messenger RNA, 3410 nt
Organism: Ceratotherium simum simum (southern white rhinoceros)
Lineage: Eukaryota; Metazoa; Chordata; Mammalia; Perissodactyla; Rhinocerotidae
Gene: CBX6
Product: chromobox 6
Biological process (GO): negative regulation of transcription by RNA polymerase II
Cellular component (GO): PRC1 complex; chromatin
Molecular function (GO): chromatin binding
Source: RefSeq, a predicted model, not a curated record
CGCGCGCCCGCCCGCCGGGGCCUGUGCGCUGCGGCGCGUGCGCGAGCGGUGCAGCACCGGCCGCGGGAGCAGGGAGUAUUAUGGGCUGUGGGUGCCGCUGAGCAAGAUGGAGCUGUCUGCAGUGGGCGAGCGGGUCUUCGCGGCCGAAUCCAUCAUCAAACGGCGGAUCCGAAAGGGACGCAUCGAGUACCUGGUGAAAUGGAAGGGGUGGGCCAUCAAGUACAGCACUUGGGAGCCCGAGGAGAACAUCCUGGACUCGCGGCUCAUUGCAGCCUUCGAGCAGAAGGAGAGGGAGCGUGAGCUGUAUGGGCCCAAGAAGAGGGGACCCAAACCUAAAACUUUCCUCCUGAAGGCGCGGGCCCAGGCCGAGGCCCUCCGCAUCAGCGAUGUGCACUUCUCGGUCAAACCGAGCGCCAGCGCCUCCUCGCCCAAGCUGCACUCCAGCGCGGCCGUGCACCGGCUCAAGAAGGACAUCCGCCGCUGCCACCGCAUGUCCCGCCGCCCCCUGCCCCGCCCAGACCCGCAGGGGGGCAGCCCCGGCCUGCGCCCCCCCAUCUCGCCCUUUUCGGAGACGGUGCGCAUCAUCAACCGUAAGGUGAAGCCCCGGGAGCCCAAGCGGAACCGCAUCAUCUUGAACCUGAAGGUGAUCGACAAGGGCACGGGCGGAGGGGGCGCCGGGCAGGGGGCUGGGGCCCUCGCCCGCCCCAAAGUCCCCUCGCGGAACCGCGUCAUCGGCAAGAGCAAGAAGUUCAGCGAGAGCAUCCUGCGCACGCAGAUCCGCCACAUGAAGCUCGGCGCCUUCGCGCUGUACAACAAGCCGCUGCCCGGCCCUCCGCCGCCCCCGCCGGCCGGCAAGACCGACGCCGCCGCCGCCCCCAGCGCGGGGCUGCUCCUGGCGCCCCCCGCUGCCCGCUAUGACGGCCGCAGCUCCAGCUCCUCCGGCUGCCCUUCGCCGGCACCGCAGUCCUCCGACCCCGACGACGCGCCCCCCAAGCUGCUCCCCGAGACCAUGAGCCCGUCUGCCCCCGCCUGGCUCGAGCCCGAGGUGCUCGACCUGUCCGUCCCCCCGGAGGCGGCAGCCACCAGCCAGCGGGCGCCUCCCGACGUCGCUGCUGCUGCCGCCCAGGCGCUUCCCGCGGCCCCCGAGCCUGUCGGCGCCCCCUCGGAGCCUGAGGCUGGGGACUGGCGCCCUGAGAUGUCGCCCUGCUCCAACGUGGUCGUCACCGAUGUCACCAGCAACCUCCUGACGGUCACUAUCAAGGAAUUCUGCAACCCUGAGGAUUUCGAGAAGGUGGCUGCUGGGGUAGCAGGCGCCGCAGGGGCGGGUGGCAGCAGUGGGCUGAGCAAGUGAGGGGGCUCUACCAAGGAGGGGGGCUUGGGGGGGCCCUCCUGCCCAAAGGCAUACUCUUGCUUCCGCCCCCGCCCUCAGACACCUCUGCCUGUGCUUUGCUCGUUUCAGAUGGCUCGGUGUUGCCCCGGGGAUGGGGCUGGGCAGUUGGAGCCCCCUGCAGCCCAGUGGGAGGGGCAGUCCUGGACCGGUUUAGAGCUGGCGGAGGGGGCGAGGGCACUGGAAAGUCCUCCUUCGUGUCUCUUGGCACCCCCCCUCCCAUGCACCGUGGGACCCGCCGGGUGGCUCCUGCGGGCUUCAGCUGCACCCUCCACUUCCCACCCUGUCUCUCCCCAGCUUGCUUGCAGCUCGCGCACACAGCAUCUGAUUUCUCGGUGCUAACCUGGCAGCUGCGGGGGGCCCCUUCCGAGACCCCUUCCAUGCGUGGGCACCGUCCCUUUCCUUCUUCCAGAUGCCGGGGCAGGGAUGGCAAAGCCAGGACAGAGGUUGUGGUGAGGCGGGCCUUGGCCCCCUCCUUCCACAUCAGUGAAGGUGGCAGGAGCGGGGCCAGAGACAGGGUUCUUCCCGUCCUCUUUUGGACGAGAGCCAAGCAGGCCCCCUAGGCCCCACCCCACCCCAUCUCUCUCCUAAUCCCGGUCUCAAAGAUGGGAAGAGCUGGCAAGGACCUCGCCCUGCCACAGCCUCCCAGCAUCUAAAGGCCCCUUCAGUUCUCAACCAAAGGUGCUACAAGAACCUGCUGUGGGAACUUCGACUGCGCGUGCGUCUGCCCCCCGUUGGUGUGUUUGUACGUGUAUCUGUGUGUGCAUUGGGCACUGGGCCCAGGCUUUCCCGGUAGCACCCUUUAGGGUUCCUCAGAAUAGGGUCGUUGAAAGUCUGGACCUUCCCUUGCCAUCCCCUGGGCCUGGAAGCUGGCCCAGGUCUGAUAAGUUUGCUGUGGAGGCCGCCAGACCCAUCCUCCCGGCCCUGGGUGUGCUAGGGGCACAUGCCCCCGUGCCCUUCUCCUUCGGGGUGGUCAGCCCGACCAGUCGGGCCUUCGCCACAGACAUGGCAUGGCGGGGACUGAGGUAGAGAAGGGAGACCCCCACGCUGAGCUUCCCCUUCCUCCUGGGCGUUUGGGAGGAGGGAGGAAGCCUGGAAACUGUUCCUGAGGGUCUCCAGCAUCUCCUGCCCCCUCUCUUUUGCUUCCGACUGCUGAGGCUUUCUCACAGCCCAGCCUGCUCGAAGCGGUGGGAGGCCUCUGGUGCCCUGGGCAGCUUCUUUCCCUCUGCUGCCAGGGAGUCGAGGCGGCCAUGCCAGCAGCAGAGACCAAAGGCCUAGUUUUAGGCCGGGCACUGGGAGGGUAGGCAGCCCAAAGAGGGCGACCAAGGAGGGGGCCUGUGUUGUUCAGGAGAGCGAGGGUGUUCGGGACCAGGGGUUUGGUGUGCUGUGGGAGGCAACCCCGCUGGCCAGCCCUGGCCACUGCCCAGUCUCAGUUUGGCAUGAGUGGCAUGUCCCUCAGCGUCACUUGAGGUAGCUUCCUGGUGUGUGCAGCGACAGGUGUCUCAGCUCAGAGCAUCAUGGCAAAAGGUAGGAGGAGGCAGAAAGCAAAUCCAGUUAGGUAACAAACACCUCUGCCCUAAGUAUGGGAGGACCCUUUCUUCCGAAUCUCCCUGCCAGGGGCUGCGGCAUGUCCUCUGUCCCUCCCCACCCCAGGAUGUAGAACAAGGGCCCUCGCAGGGUUUGGGGGGCUGGCACUCCUGGACCCCUCCCCACCCCGCCCUUUGUAUUGGCUCUGUGGCCGUCUAAGUGCCAAUUGGCUUCCCCCAGAUAAGGGCUGGUACUUCUCCUCUUCCCUAGAGGUGAUUUCCCCCCCGACCCCUCACCCCAGGUGAGCAACCACCUGGGUGCCAGUUACAGGUGUUUCCAGAGACCAUAGAAAUGUGUUUUCCUGAGAGUCCGUGUCAUUUGUGACUUUUUUUGUAAAGAAGUUGUGUUUUCAGAGGUGAUUUUAUGACAGGAAAGUGAAAGAAUUAGUUUUGCAAAAAAAAAAAAAAAAAGAGGAAAAAAAAGUAAUAGAAAAAAA